AUGAACUGCUGCGCACCAGGAAUUUGGUCGUGCUGUUCGACCAGCUUCUUGGUCACCUGCGCGCAAUGCUGCCCGACGAGGAGGUGGACCAGUGGAUUGAGGAGGUUUGCUGUGGCAUUGGGAAGGACGAGGAUCUACAGAACAUCAUCAACCUACGGCCAGACUCAUUUUCGAUGUCCAUGCUGUUGUCUGAGCAGGACCGAAGCCAAAAAGACUUUGCACGAGAAAGAGGCCGAGGCCACUGAGCGUGUAGAGCAGCAGAGGUUGGAGGUGCAAGAGGCGCAAUGGAAGUACUUUUGCAGCGCGUUGGCCCAAGACCAAGAAUCCCUUCAGACAAUCCAAAGUGCACCUCCUGCACUUCGCCAGAAGCUCCACGCGAAGCAGGUAGCUGCCCGGAGAAAGCUCAUCAACGCGGCAGAGCAGGGCUGCAAAGAGUAUCAGGAGCAGUACCUCCGGGUCGUGUCGGUUGAAAAGAUUGACCUAGCCAAGUCUGAGAUCAGCAAGAUGAAGUUGGACAUUGCCUCGACUACGGCGCUCGUCAAUGGUAUUUCAGCGGUCAACGACUGUGGCACAGUGAACCUCAACGCAGUCAUUUGUUGCAUGCCAGAGUUGCCUCGCGACUCUAGCCUCAGGGGUCUCUACGACGAAGAGCGCCAGGUGCUAGAAGCCCUGUUUGGCGUCAAGCAGAACGUAGAGACCAAGUGGAUUGACCUUGUCACCAGGGAUCGGCGCAGCGAUCGGUCUUCAAUGCGCCGUUUUGGCGAAGGCCGUGUGGUUGUCAACGGCGAGAGCCUGCAGUCGAACAUUUGGCUGUCUUCAGAGCUGUCCAUUUAUGGAAGGCCAGUGGCCCCGAAUGAAGCAGAGAAAGGCGCUCCGGUGUCAAUCCUGCCAAAGGCUACGGCAUUGUUACUUCCAGAGCACCAAUCACCCAACAGUGACCUGAAGCUCGCAGACCGCGUCCGCCCCAGUGCGGAGCAAUCCGUUGCACAGAAAGGAUGCCUGCGAUUUGAAAAUCUUUUGGAGAGUAUGAUGAGGCAUGUUGCUUUUCCUGGUCCAUGCCUGGUCAUCAACUUUACAGGCUAUGUAGAAGAUGUCGGAGCAGCGGUCUUGAAUCUUCGUUUGAAAGGCUGUAGCGGGGGUGAGGGUGGGCAGUACAACUUCACGGAGAACUUGUUCUACUUGAGCGUCCACACCCUUGACACAGAAAGUGGUGUCCAGUACGCCAAGGGCAGGGUGGCCCGUGACACCUUGGACGCCUGGCUGGAGAGAAAGUUGAGCUUCCACGGUUUGAAGUACCAGGAGGACGAGAUUACCCUGACUGAUGAGGACC
Molecule: messenger RNA, 1330 nt
Organism: Durusdinium trenchii
Lineage: Eukaryota; Dinophyceae; Suessiales; Symbiodiniaceae
Source: the annotation of a GenBank genome assembly